GCGCACACUCGGUUCGGUUGUGGAGUCUGGCGGUGGGGGUGUUAUCUGUGGUGCAAAGGGGAAAAAGGCUGGAGAGGGGAACGGGAGCAAGAUUUUUUUUUAUACCAAGAACUGUGCGGAAUAAAAGCCAUUCCCGACAUAUCGGUUUGUUAAUUUCGGAAGUUUAUUGGGUUUCCUCAGCAACUGCGCCAGGCGUCUUGCUUUGUUCUGGGGUUCAGAGAUGGCUCAGCGGAGUGGACAGGAGGACCCAGAGCGGUACCUGUUUGUGGACCGCGCUGUGGUCUAUAACCCGGCCACGCAGGCCGACUGGACAGCCAAGAAGCUGGUAUGGGUUCCGUCGGAGCGGCAUGGUUUUGAGGCGGCCAGCUUGCAGGAGGAGCGGGGAGAUGAAGUGCUGGUGGAGCUAGCAGAGAACGGCAAGAAGGCUCUGGUCAACAAGGACGACAUCCAGAAGAUGAACCCUCCCAAGUUCAGCAAGGUGGAGGACAUGGCGGAGCUGACCUGCCUGAACGAGGCCUCCGUACUGCACAACCUGAAGGACCGCUACUAUUCCGGACUGAUCUAUACCUACUCUGGCCUCUUCUGCGUGGUCAUAAACCCUUACAAAAACCUGCCCAUCUACUCCGAGAACAUUAUCGAGAUGUACAGGGGCAAGAAGCGCCAUGAGAUGCCCCCCCACAUCUACGCCAUCUCGGAGUCGGCCUACAGAUGCAUGCUCCAAGUUCCUGGUUCUGAACAUCCAAAAGAUCAUCGUAGUCACUUGUUCCCCUGA
Messenger RNA from Paramormyrops kingsleyae, 772 nucleotides. The record is from RefSeq and is a predicted model, not a curated record. Lineage: Eukaryota; Metazoa; Chordata; Actinopteri; Osteoglossiformes; Mormyridae.